GCCUGCUAUAUUGCCUUGCAAUUCGUGUGCCUUGUCUAUCGGUACAGUUGACGUUCGCUCAGCUCUCCCCCGAUCAUUUGUCAUCGGGGCAACCGCUCGAACGGACGCAUUUCCCGUGGUCACGCUAUACCUGUGUCGCUCAUCAUUUUGUUUCUAUCUCUGCGGACACUACUUUCGGAACUAUCAUGGGGCUUUUAAAAGGAUUUAGCAGGCCUGGAUUUAGGAUGGGCAAUAUCCGAUGUUUUGUGCACUUUUGUAUCACAUUUGUUUCAGUGUUUGAUGUUAUAAGCUGUGCAGUUCCUUCGGAUCGGAAAAUGACAUGGGGUGUGAUGUUACCUAAUUAUUUCUUACCGACUGUACCUGCCGGUAACACCCCUUGGCUACCUCCGGGACGCCAUUACCCUUAUCACCUGCAGAUGAUGAUGCCUGCCUUGAGAAUAGCCCUUGAGAAGGCUGAAGAUCAGUAUCUUCAGGGCUGGAAUAUAACUUUGCAAGUGGAAGACAGUUUGUGUGAUUCUGCCAACACUCAGUUCAUGGCAGCCGAUAUGAAGGUGGAUUCUAAAGUACAUGUUUACAUCGGACCAGUUUGUGAGACUGCCAUCAUCCCGGUGCAGAGGUUUGCUAAACGGUGGAAUAUACCCCUUAUCACAGUGGGAGCACAAUCAGUCAACUUUUUUCAGAGGGAGUGCAUCACAAAGUUUAUGCCCCCUCAUUAUUAUGCGGGAAGGAUUGUGUUGGAGGUAUGGAGUACAUUCGGGUGGCAGAGAGGGGUAUUCUUAUAUCAUUUCAACGAUAAGGGUUCGCAGGACCCUUUGUACAUGGCUGGGGCGACUUAUAGUUCCCUCAAAAAUGCUGGUCUUAAUAUGACCCACGAACGUUUCGAUGAGUUCUCUAAUAUGGACUAUGCGGAGCUGAUGGAGAGAGUGGUCAUACCAGAAACAUCAGGUGAGUACCCCACCGUUGAAACAGAAUCUAAAAACAAGGCAAUAAUUCAGAUAACAAUCAUAUUUAGAUAUAAUAUAUAUUCUCAGGGAAGGGGUCGUCGAAUUUACCGUUUGUUUUACAAGCCUGAAUAAGCAUACGACAGGCAUCACAGAGUGACUUGUGAUCGCAUCACAGGUAGAGAUCUUGUAUACAUAAGUUUAAUUACCAAUUAUCGCGAUUAACAUAAGCUGCCAUUAUCAAACUUUGGACUAAAUUACACUGUGCUAUUAGAUACGGCUCGUUAUCUUUACCACGGCUCUGGAUAUUCGCCCAAAUUACCGAGUAACUGCAAUCAUACACGGUCGGGACUUGUGACCUUCCUGUAGACUCUUAUUUGAUUAAACAGACUUGAAGUGAUCCCCAUUGAAUAAAUGACCGGUACUAAUAGCUAUACCACCAUUUGUUGAAGCAUACGUAAUGACACGAAAGGCCAGUAUCAACUUCCUAAAGCCAUCCAGACAAAAUGCAUUGCCAUGGUGAAGUGAAAUUUGAAACGUUGCUAUAGCAAAUCAAAAGCAAUAUUGUGAUAUUUUGAUCAGCACCGUUUUCUUAAAGGUUCAAAUAGGCUUUAUUUGCUGGCAAAAUACUAUUAUUUGGACAUUGAUACCAGCACCUUCUGUUAUUUUGUCUAUGUAAACACGCCAGGUUUCCGAUUACUGGCAUUCGGACACUUCCUUGACUGUAUUAAGAAACAAUGAAACACGAUAUGGUUUUGAAUUUGAGAGUAAGACAAGAUAUGCGUUGACGCCGAUAUGCUACAAGGAGAAGGACGGAUAUGACUGUGCAUGCAUGGGAAGCAUCGAUACAGGAUCAGCGCACAUAAUCGGAUUCGACAACCAACUACUGAAGAAGACGAAGAACUUUAUUCAAAAACGCGGCUGGUAUUUUGUUAAGGGGAGACAGGGACGUACAGUGAUACUUUGGAAGAUUUUGUUAAACCAUAAUUUGCUGUAAAUGGAGUCUUCAUUACCAAGCCGCUCUCCUGUUCUCCCCUCUCACGUUACGCAUUUAUGCAUAAUGCCGCAUAUGUCGAGAACCGCCCAUGAUAUACACAGUAUGUAAAGGAGAUGGGAAGUAUUGACUAAAACGACGAAGAAGAGUGAAAAUUGGAGGAACAGAGUACGAAUGAUUUGAGGAAGAAAGAGAAGAAGUGAAGCGUUAACAAAGUAGGACAAUGAGAAGACAUACGAAUGUUGAUCUUAGUAUCCUAACUGUGCAGGCGAAUUUAGGACGUAAACACUGUCUUGUCUAUGGCUUUUCAAGGAAGGUCAUCACUUUACACCAAUAGAACAUUAAAUAUCGACUUAUCCCUUCGACUUACCACAUAUAACAAUACAACAAUACAAUUUACGACUCUCCGACCACCACUGCUUUUAUAUGAUGAGUGGGGUGAUAUAAUUAUAUGAUAAGGAGUAGGAUAGCUAGAGGUGUACUAAUACAUAUUGAUUGAAGGAAUCUAACUUACUGAACGUUAUUACUUCUUCCGAAGAACAGAAAAUCAUGCUUCAUUGACAAUUUUACGGUUAGUUGUUAGCUUUAUUUUUCACAGCAGCACAAUGAAUCUGGUUCUUUUUUGUUAUUUUUAACGCUCCGUCCUCUCUAUACAACAAUCGAUUUCGGGAUCGAGCAAGACAGACGGGACGUUUCGUAGGUAAAAGUGUACAAAAGGUCAUCCUUCAGUAAUAAUAAAAGGCGUGAAUAUCAACAUGCGUGUACGAACGGUGGACAUAAUAGACAGCAACAUUCAUAAUAUGAUUUAAAACGUAAGGAAAACAUGUGGACAUGUUGUUAGUUAGGACAUUACCCGCUGGUCUGCGAUCUAUGAUAUACCAUUACAGUAAAGAUAUCGAGGGUGCUAUCAGUUACAUGCAUAUACUCGCUUCUUUAUCAAUGUGAUUGAAUAAACGUUUUCUCUUCUCGCACUUUCCCUCGUCCAUCUUUUCUCCACAACAUUUUCCUCUCAUUUGCUGGGUUUGUCCACGGGUAGAAAAUACCGUGGACGAGAGAGUCACUUGAGCCGGGAAUUCUGUAGGGACGUGAACUGAGACACGUCAUGCUCAGGUCUGCGUAACAUGAGCCACAACCACACCAUCUUUUGCAAUUCAGAAGUGAAAAUGAAACGAAAAGAGAGAGAGAGAGAGAGAGAGAGA
Messenger RNA from Strongylocentrotus purpuratus (purple sea urchin), 3134 nucleotides. Its product is annotated as atrial natriuretic peptide receptor 3-like. The transcript has a single exon. The coding region runs from base 186 to 1076 and encodes 296 amino acids. Gene Ontology annotation, molecular function: peptide hormone binding; signaling receptor activity. The record is from RefSeq and is a predicted model, not a curated record. Lineage: Eukaryota; Metazoa; Echinodermata; Echinoidea; Camarodonta; Strongylocentrotidae.